AUGCAACUGUCAGAACUCGUCGCUGCCGCACUUCAGCUACCCGAUUAUUCCGUAUCGGAAGCGGUUGUUAGUUUUAAUGGAGUGACAACUUUUGAGCUACAGAGCGAUGGAUUGAGUUAUCUUGUGUACUUAGUGAAAGAUGAAAGGGAUGAAGAAGUGGGUUUGACGGAAGCAGCAAAAUUGGCUGCCUUCUUCAACUCGAAAUUCUUCCAUGAAACCAUAACCGAGAACAGUCUACCGAUACCAUGCGGUCGUUUCCUGCAAUCGUUCAGAAUCGAUGAUCAGGGUCUUUCUUAUAUGGUUUUUGUGACUCGAUUCAUUAAAGGAUGGAGAGCACAUCAACUCUCGGAGAAUGAGUUGUGUGUGAUUGCCGAAGCUAUAGCAUCCAUACACGCCAUCAAUACAGCAACGAUGUCAUCGGAGUUCUUACGAGUAAUCGAGGAAAAUCACCUCAACAUUCGAAACUACCAAACCUCGGUUGAACCUCACCUACUGAAGAUUAUGUACGAUGCGAUGCAAGGAGAAUUAGCCCAAUAUUUCUCUCUACCACAAGAGGUUAUGCCAAGGCUAGAAACAGUGGUGGCCAGUGAGGAUGACGAUGAUUGGGCCGCUCCAUCCGAACGUGUCAUCUGUCAUGGACGACUCACAGCACAGAAUUGUUAUUUCAAGGAGAAUUCGGAUUCCUGUGGACAACCUAUUGAACUUGUCGAUGUUACUGAAUGGGAGAACAUUCAUUUCGACGAUGUGGGCUUCGAUUUAUCAAAUCUAAUAAUUUCCUCUGCUGAACCGAGCGUAAGAAGAAAUAAAUAUAUGACGAUCUUCCGCAGCUAUUACUAUGCUCGAGUUGAUCACAGAAAAACAGAUUUUCGACUGGAAGAUUUGAAAAGAUUGUUUCGUAAACAUCAUAAACAAGCAGUUAUACUUGGAAUUGAACCACUUCUCGAAAUUCUCACCUCCUCCGAAUCCGAUCAUGUGAAAAGAGCGCAUUCGUAUCGAUGGGAAAGUGCACUGGAGGACGCGUUUGAUUUCACCACUCACGAAUACAUCAGCGACGAUGAACACUGCCUUUUUGCCAAGUGA
Necator americanus (New World hookworm) is the source of this 1080-nucleotide messenger RNA. RefSeq lists its product as uncharacterized. Lineage: Eukaryota; Metazoa; Nematoda; Chromadorea; Rhabditida; Ancylostomatidae. The record is from RefSeq and is a predicted model, not a curated record. Bases 1 to 1080 code for a protein of 359 amino acids. The transcript is spliced from 10 exons.